Molecule: messenger RNA, 1160 nt
Organism: Echinops telfairi (small Madagascar hedgehog)
Lineage: Eukaryota; Metazoa; Chordata; Mammalia; Afrosoricida; Tenrecidae
Gene: OSR1
Product: odd-skipped related transcription factor 1
Exons: 3
Coding region: 119-922 (267 amino acids)
Biological process (GO): regulation of transcription by RNA polymerase II; embryo development; urogenital system development
Cellular component (GO): nucleus
Molecular function (GO): RNA polymerase II transcription regulatory region sequence-specific DNA binding; DNA-binding transcription factor activity, RNA polymerase II-specific
Source: RefSeq, a predicted model, not a curated record
CCUCUGGACUCCUGCGCCUCUGCUUUCCCGGGUCCCUCGCAAUCGGCGCCCCCGACGCGCUCAGAUCCCGGACCGCGAACCGAGAUCAAGAUUGUGAAAACCCUCUUCAGCUCCCACAAUGGGCAGCAAAACCUUGCCAGCGCCAGUGCCCAUUCACCCGUCCCUGCAGCUUACCAACUAUUCCUUCCUUCAGGCAGUGAAUGGCCUGCCCACGGUGCCCACCGACCACCUGCCCAACCUGUAUGGUUUCAGUGCGCUGCAUGCAGUGCACCUGCACCAGUGGACACUGGGCUACCCAGCUAUGCACUUGCCGCGGUCCUCUUUCUCCAAAGUGCCUGGCGCUGUAUCCAGCCUGGUGGACGCACGCUUCCAGCUGCCGGCCUUUCCCUGGUUCCCUCAUGUCAUCCACCCCAAGCCUGACAUCAGCGCUGGAGGCAGCGGCCCCGCGGUACUAAAGACCAAGCCGCGCUUUGAUUUCGCCAACCUAGCCUUGGCCGCCACUCAAGAAGACCCGUCCAAGCUUGGCAGAGGGGACGGCCCCAGCUCCCCCGCGGGCGGGCUGGGGGCCCUCCUGGACGUGACCAAGCUGUCUCCAGAAAAGAAACCCACGAGAGGACGCCUGCCUUCCAAGACCAAGAAGGAGUUCGUCUGCAAGUUCUGUGGCCGUCACUUCACCAAGUCCUACAACCUACUAAUUCACGAGCGCACGCACACUGAUGAGCGGCCUUACACCUGUGACAUCUGCCACAAAGCCUUCCGGAGACAAGACCACCUAAGGGAUCACAGAUAUAUCCACUCCAAAGAGAAGCCCUUCAAGUGUCAGGAAUGCGGCAAAGGAUUCUGUCAGUCCAGGACUCUCGCUGUCCACAAGACGCUACACUCACAGGUGAAGGAGCUCAAAACGUCCAAGAUCAAAUGCUAAAUCAAGAGGCCGCCCUGGGGGCAGGACCCUGAGGGUCUCCGCACCUUUCCCCAGAGAAGUCUGCGGCGGCUCUGGUACUCAGCAGGAGGGGUGGGGUGGGGGGUCUCCAAGCCUCCCCCCUUCCAAAACUAUGUCCCCUGGCUCCGAGCACUCCGGAGCCCGCCCCGGAGCCAGGACCCCCGCCGUCUGGGCGGCUCCCCAAGGACGUGGCUCAACUCUGGGCCAAAAGGCGUUGCUC